AUGAUACUCAAACCCCUCAAACUUGCUGUUGUGGCUGCAUUAGUUACUGGCUCUACCGCUAGUGCUGGAGAAGCUGAUAUUUACGACUACGUUAUCGUGGGCUCUGGCCCUGGAGGUGGCUCCCUUGCCGCCAAUCUGGCAAGCGAGGGACACUCGGUCUUCUUGAUUGAAGCUGGAGGUGAUAACCAUACUAGUAUUCUUCAACAACUGCCCCCACUGGCGAGAACUGCUGCCGAGACGCCAGGGCAUUCUUGGCAAUUCUUUGUGAACCACUACCAAGACUUUGAUCAAGCCCGUCGCGAUCCCAAGUACACUUAUAUUCAGACAAAUGGAUCCUACUAUGUUGGGCUUGACCCGCCCGAGGGAGCUAGGCCUGCGGGCUUGUACUAUCCUCGUGGUUCUACCUUGGGUGGCAGUGCGCAGGUUAACGCCAUGAAUUUCCUCUGGUCGCCCGACAACGAGUGGGAUUAUAUCGCCAGCCUCACGGGUGAUGACUCUUGGGGUCACGAGCACAUGCGUCGACACCUCCAGAAUGUUGAGAACUGCACUUAUGUGCCGGUUGGUACUUCUGGUCAUGGCUUCGAGGGCUACGUCGUUAACGAUCAGAGUGACGCUGCGCUCAGGCUUGGUGCUCCUAACGUGGCGAGUAUGUUUAGCCAGAUGUUUCGUGAGAUCGAAGGCAUUGAUGUCCAGGACCCUUCUGAGAUGUCUAAGCUUCUUCUCCGCGACGUGAAUGGGCCUGACCCUCGCCGCUAUGAGAAUGGCCUCAUGUACAACACGCCCGUUGCAAUUGACCCUGCCACUGCUGCUAGGAGUGGCGCUGGUAUUUACAUCAACCGGGUCAUCGAUGCUGGACACCCCUUGACUGUUAGCUUCCACUCUCUGGCAACGCGAGUCCUAACCAAGAAGCUGGGCAACAGGAAGCCUGUCGCAUACGGAGUCGAAUACAUGGUCGGCGAAGGCCUGUACUCUGCCGACGGACGCUACAACCCUGAACAGACAGGCGAGACUAAGAAGGUCCAUGCGAGGCGCGAGGUUAUUGUUUCCGGUGGCGCAUUCAACACGCCGCAGAUUCUCAUGCUGAGCGGUAUCGGCCCGCGCGAGGAGCUGGAGCGCUGGAACAUCCCCGUCGUUGUCGAUUUGCCUGCUGUCGGCUCUAACUUACACGACAACUACGAAGUUCCUGUGCAAUUCCGCGCCGAACAGGCAUGGUUUACGCCCACUGAAUCUGAGUGCUCAGGCACGUUUGAUGACCAAGAUCCUUGUUUCGUAGAGUGGCGAGACAACGCUGCUGGACCGUACGCAGCGCGCGACAGCAGCUACGGCGCGCUUUGGAAGAGCAGUCAGAGCUGGGAUAAGGACUCUGACAUCAUGUUCCUGAGUAGCCCUGGCUUGGCAGGAUUAGCAGGAUUCUACCCAGGCUACUCCAGAGGAGAGCUGGCCCGCAACGAUCCCUUUGAGUGGCUGCACGCCGUUGUUAAGAUGCAGACGAGCAACGCUGCCGGCACCGUGCGACUCAACUCAUCAGACCCUCGCAUUCGACCCAACAUCAACUUCAACUACUUUGCUGAAGCGACUGAGCGCGAUCUGGACGCCAUUGUUGAAAGCAUUGAGCUCCUCAAGCGCGCGUUUGACGGCACCGGCAUCCGCAACACGCUGAUCAACCCGGACCCGGAGAACUUGAGGCAGGGCAUCCAGGACUUGGCCUUCAGCCACCAUGCCUCGUCUACCUGCUCUAUGGGGUCCGACGCUGCUACAUCUUGCGUUGACUCGAGGUUCCGCGUGCGCGGCGUUGACAAACUGCGAGUUGUAGACGCGUCCGUCUUCCCUCGUAGUCCUGGAGGCAUGCCCAACGGUCCGACAUGGACUAUUUCCCGCAAAGCCUUCGAGACUCUUCUGGAAGACAACCAUCGAGCAUGA
Messenger RNA from Clonostachys rhizophaga, 1920 nucleotides. Lineage: Eukaryota; Fungi; Ascomycota; Sordariomycetes; Hypocreales; Bionectriaceae. The record is from the annotation of a GenBank genome assembly.